Molecule: messenger RNA, 1794 nt
Organism: Knipowitschia caucasica
Lineage: Eukaryota; Metazoa; Chordata; Actinopteri; Gobiiformes; Gobiidae
Source: the annotation of a GenBank genome assembly
AUGUCUGAACAGGCUGGUUACUCUCCCAGCUUCAAACACCCGACGGAGAUCAUGCGAAUGCGGAGGAAACGAGCCCGAAGCGAGGCUGGCUCUUUCCGCGGGAGUCCUGGAGCUGCGAACCCGGGCCAAGGCGCCUCUUCCCCGGCGUGCCUUCGACCCUUCUCCCCUGGACCUCUUUUUAACUCCCAGAGCCGCUCGGGAGGUGUGAAACGCAGGAAUCCCUUUGCGAAUAUAGAAAACACAUUCAGUCCGAGUAAGAAGUUAAUAAUUUAUAACGAUGAAGAGGCAGAGAAGAGAGAAGCAGAGAUGUCAACAAAGGGGUUUUCUGCAAGGCUGCAAGAGGCCGAAAGUAGCGAGAGAAACCCGGUCCCCAGCAGGAAAUCCCUGGACUUUUCAGAGGAAGACUCCCUGUUUGAAGAAAAAGAGGAAGAUCUUAAAAGCCCACUCCUGAAGAGUCCCCCUGCCAUCGCCCCGGGCUCCAUUGCGCCCCCUGUGUGCAGAGCGUACCCUACAGACUGGAGCCUCAAGACAAGGAUGCUCAUCACGUCUCCCCUGAGUCUGAACUGGGCCGACAAACCCAGAGCUCUGGAGGAGUCCCAGGGCAUAAGCCAACACUGCAGAGCGACGUUCAGCACCCUGCCACAGAGUAUACCAGACCCGAAGUCGUGCUUUGACCUGCGCUCGUCCUUCCAGCAGAGCCUGGUCUACUGGCAGCACCCAAGUCUCCCCUGGGUCUCGCUCUUUCCUCGAAUCAAUGCAGAGAGGAGCUUCAGCGGCAAGAGUGCCCCCUGGUCUGACGACAGCACAGUGCAGCAGGGCCUCAUGAAUGAGUGGUCCGUGAGCCUGUCAUCCCUGUACAGUUUACUCAAGUCCAAACUCUGUCCAUAUUUCUACAUCUGCUCUUACCAGUUCACUGUGUUGUUCAAAGCGGCAGGACUCUGCGAAUCCAAAAGCAUCACAGCUCAAAUCUCUCCCACAACCAGAGGACUGCGAGAGGCCUUGAAGGCAGAGGGCAUAGAGAUCAGUCUCCCCCUGGUGGAGGAGCUGAGGCGGAGCAGGGACCAGGACAUUGACAAGGAACUGGACAGUGGCAAAGAGAAAAGUGAUGACUGUUGUGAAGGUAAAGAGGAGGACUGUGCUGACGAUGAAGAUGGGACCAAUGCUGAUAAUGACGAUGAUGAUGAAGACAUGUCGUGGCUGAAGGAGAUGGGAGUCCAGGACAAGAUCAGGAAACCAGACUCUAUCUCCAUCCAGCUGCGUAAGGAGGGCCAGACCGUGUCCCUGGACCACAAGCCUGAGUCCGUGGUCCUGGUGCGAGGAGCGGACACCUUCACGCUCGUAAACUUCCUCAUCAACUACAAAGCUCUUGUGGCUUCAGCCGGAUCUCAGGCUGGACUGCCCCCAACCUUGCUUGCCCCUGUGGCCUUCAGAGGAGCCACAAUGCAGACACUCAAGGCCAGAAGUGUGAACGUGAAAAGCCAAGUGGGAGCUGGCUUCCAGAACAUCAGCAGUUUGGAGGUCAAGGGUCCGGUGAUGCCGUCGUCGCUCCACUUCAUGACCGCUCUGUUGCGCUUGUCUCAGAAGGGAAACUUCUCUGCGUCUCUGUUCACACACGCUCCUACUGCGGUCAUGAACGUGCACAAGAACGAGGAACAGAUCGCAGACUCAGAAGACUUGUCCUCGUGUGGAAUCUCGCCUUCAUCAGUGAAACAGCUGCAAACUCCGUCGACCCUGGGGAAGACCGCUCUGAACCACCUGCACAUGAGCAACUACAGCUACGCCUGGAAAAACUGA